Danio aesculapii is the source of this 3147-nucleotide messenger RNA. It is a transcript of the gene mthfd1l, whose product is annotated as methylenetetrahydrofolate dehydrogenase (NADP+ dependent) 1 like. Bases 86 to 3022 code for a protein of 978 amino acids. Gene Ontology annotation, molecular function: ATP binding; methylenetetrahydrofolate dehydrogenase (NADP+) activity; methenyltetrahydrofolate cyclohydrolase activity. The transcript is spliced from 28 exons. Lineage: Eukaryota; Metazoa; Chordata; Actinopteri; Cypriniformes; Danionidae. Gene Ontology annotation, biological process: tetrahydrofolate interconversion. Gene Ontology annotation, cellular component: cytosol. The record is from RefSeq and is a predicted model, not a curated record.
CUUGUCUUGACUAAACCCAGUAGUGCUCGAGAUCACCUGAGCAUCAGACCGGACUCCGCUCUGCCAGCCGCUCCAGCUCAGCAGCAUGAUGAGACUGUCUGUCGCCUUUCGCCACGCUCAUCGGAGCCACUCGAGCAUACAGAGAUUACGCACCGGUGUCAAAGUUUUAAACCAGGAGAACAGACACACACCUGAUAUCAGCGCGGUUUCUUCUCUGCGGGUUCGAGAAGCGAGCUCGACCAGCGGUACAACUGAAACAGCAGCCAGUUUACAAAGUCAUGCGAGAAAAUACGAUGGACUACCGUAUGAAAGAGCAGUUGGUGACAUUGUUCAGAAGUGCAGAGAAGAGCUGAAAGCUAUUGGAGAAACCAACCCAGGCCUUAAACCUACACUGGCUAUCAUACAGGCUGGUGAAGAUGAUAUCUUAUUGGAAAUGAAUAAGAAGAUGGCUGCAAAGAUUGGCUUGAAUGUGACACAGAUUUGUCUUCCACACCAGUGCACAGAAGAGGAGGUCAUUGAGGAGAUCUUGAGGUUAAAUGAAGAUUCUCGUGUUCAUGGCAUUUUCCUACACCUUCCUCAGACCUUCCUUUCCAAAAGUGUUCGUAAUGCCAUCAAGCCACAGAAGGAUGUGGAUGGUGUGUGUGAUCUUAAUGUUGGCCGUGUGGUGUUGGGUGAUAAGAGAGACGGCUUCACUUCACCUGUUGCUGGAGCUGUGCUGGAGCUGCUUGCCAGACAUGAUGCUCCAUUAGUUGGCAAGAUGGCAGUGCUGGUGGGUGUGGAGGGACCCCUGAAGGUGGCUCUUCAAUAUCUUCUGCAAAACAAUGGCAUGAUACUUCAAACCUGCCUGUGGAGCUCAACAAACCUGCAAAAACAGAUCAUGGAUUCGGAUGUGGUGAUAUCAAUAAACACAAACCACAAUCACAUCCCAUCAACAUGGUUAAGACCAGGCGUGGCAGUCAUCGACCUCGGUUCGGCACUAAUGGAAGAGCACCCUGACAGCUGGGAGGCCAGAGUUGAAGCUCAAUCUGCCGCAGGACUCGGGCCUCUAACUGCUGCUUUUCGAAUUCAGCAUGUGGUGAGGAGCAGCAGACGGUGGAUACAGGAACAGCAGUACCAGCCGUGGAGCCUCCGGCCACUAAAACUUCACCCACUGUCACCUGUGCCCAGUGAUAUUGAGAUCUCCAGAGCACAAACUCCCAAACCCAUAUCCCAGCUGGCCCAGGAAAUUGGUCUGCUACCGGAGGAGCUUGAGGCUUAUGGGAACACCAAAGCCAAAGUCCAUUUAUCUCUCCUCAAUCGCCUCCAACACCAGCCUGAUGGCAGAUACAUCCUGGUGGCAGGUAUAACUCCUACUCCUCUGGGUGAGGGGAAGAGUACAGUGACCAUAGGUUUGGCCCAGGCUCUCUCCGCUCAUCUCAGACUCAACUCCUUCGCUUGCCUGAGACAGCCUUCACAAGGCCCAACUUUUGGUGUUAAAGGAGGAGCGGCGGGUGGGGGAUAUGCACAGGUCAUUCCUAUGGAGGAGUUUAAUCUUCACCUCACAGGAGACAUCCAUGCUAUAACCGCAGCUAAUAAUCUAGUGGCGGCAGCUAUUGAUGCCCGCAUACUCCAUGAAGCUACCCAAUCAGACAAGGCCCUGUACAGCAGACUAGUGCCAUCUGUUAAUGGUGUGAGGCGCUUCUCUCCCAUACAGCUGGCUCGCCUACAGCGUCUUGGAGUAAACAAAUCCAAUCCCACUGAUCUCACACCACAAGAGGUCAGUGCGUUUGUCCGUCUUGACCUUGACCCUGAGAAGGUCACAUGGCAAAGAGUUGUUGAUACCAAUGACCGAUUUCUGCGCAAGAUCACUGUAGGCCAGGCCAACACAGAAAAAGGCCACGCUCGCCAGACCCAGUUUGAUAUUGCGGUGGCCAGUGAGAUCAUGGCCAUCCUCGCUCUGACUGAUGGAUUGGCUGACAUGAGGGCCAGACUGGGGCGGAUGGUUGUUGGUAGCAGCAGGAAUGGACAGGCGAUCACUGCAGAUGACUUGGGUGUGACCGGGGCUUUGGCCGUCCUCAUGAAAGAUGCUAUCAAACCCACACUGAUGCAGACACUGGAGGGCACUCCAGUAUUUGUGCAUGCAGGGCCUUUCGCUAACAUCGCCCAUGGGAACUCCUCUGUCUUGGCAGAUAAGCUGGCUCUUAAACUAGUUGGAGAAGAGGGCUAUGUUGUGACGGAGGCUGGUUUUGGUGCAGAUAUUGGUAUGGAGAAGUUUUUCAACAUUAAGUGCCGGACGUCUGGACUGAGGCCUAAUGUUGUGGUGCUGGUUGCCACCAUACGCGCUCUGAAGAUGCAUGGAGGUGGACCAAAUGUUACAGCCGGUGCACCACUGCCUAAAGAAUAUAUUGAUGAGAAUUUACAGCUGGUUGCAGAUGGCUGCAGUAACCUGAAGAAGCAGAUUCAGAUUGCUCAUCUCUUUGGAGUUCCUGUGGUUGUUGCUUUGAAUGCCUUCAAGACUGACACUCAAGCAGAGAUUGACCUGGUCUGUCGCAUUGCAAAGGCUUCUGGGGCAUCCGCUGCAGUUCCGUGUCAUCAUUGGUCCAGAGGUGGACGGGGCUCACUUGAACUGGCACACGCUGUAAAGGAAGUUUCUUCUCAGGGAAGCCGUUUCCAGUUCCUGUAUAACUUACAGAAUCCUAUUGUAGAGAAAAUUCGCACUAUUGCACAGAAGGUUUACGGCGCUGAGGACAUUGAGCUUUCACCUGAGGCUCAAGCUAAGAUUGACUACUACAAUCAACAGGGCUUUGGUGCUCUUCCUAUCUGCAUGGCCAAAACCCACCUGUCUCUCUCUCACAUGCCUGAGAAAAAAGGUGUUCCCACCAACUUUAUCCUGCCCAUCAGAGACGUCCGUGCCAGCAUCGGCGCAGGCUUUAUCUACCCUUUAGUUGGAACAAUGAGCACUAUGCCAGGCUUGCCUACACGGCCCUGUUUCUAUGACAUUGACCUUGAUCCUGUGACCGAGGAGAUAAAAGGCCUUUUCUGAGGACACACUCUUCACCAGUGUUUCUUGUUUUCCGUGUUGGUCUCCAUUCAUAUGCCAAUGAUUACAAGCUCAUCCAUUGUUUUACUGAGAAUGAAACUACUGAGAGAAACUACAAACAUUCCAUC